AUGGACCCCUUCGACUACUUUGCUCCCUUUGCCGCCAACUAUCCCCGCCCAGUCGUCAAUGCCAAAGUAAAGCGCCGCCCUCUCGGUGACAUUCCGGGCCCUUCCCGACCAUGGCCCUUGCCGGGCUCGUCGUCUUCCUCUAGCCUUCCAUUCGUCCCUUACAACCAUGCCUCCAUGCCCCAGUCACACACAUCCCCCGAUUCCGGAAUAUCCCUCAGCGAGGCAUCCCAAGAGGUGCCCUCCGUCCCAAAACAGAAGCCGAGGACGGCUUCCAAACCACAUUCCAGUGCGAGCAAACCCGUCAACACCGCUUCAGCCAGCAAAGAGUCACACAAGCGCCGUGUAGCUAUCGCAUCUCCUACUUCUGUUGUCUUGGAGGACACUCCGCAUAAAAGACAGAGAACGACAAAGACGAAGCGGAAUCGACCCGCUGAGGAAAUGGCGGCGGUCGAUGAAACGAGUGUGGUGACGGUGGGGCGGCUUUCUGGCAACGCAGUGUCGUCCCAGGACGAUGCCGGCACAAGUCCUUCAACCGCCAUCAAUAUUUCAGGUAGCGUUGCCAGUCCUCGCAGGCUUGCAAACCCUCCCGCACCUCCCAAUCCCUCCCAAUCCACACCGAUAUCGCAAUGGUCCAACCAUUAUGACCUCGGAAUCAUGGGGUCAGACCUGUUGGGUGGGAUCCUUCCCUCCAGAUUGAACCAACCUUCUUCAGUUCACGAUCUUCAAAAAUCAAUAGCCGAUGUCGAAACGUCCUUUCAAUCUCAGCUCUCGGCGCUAGACGAUCAAUGGCAGUCGCGUCUGGGAAAGCUUGAGUCUGAAUGGGCUGGAAAGCUUGUCCUUGCUCAGCUGGAGGUGGAGCGAGAGAAGGUCAAGGCAAGGGAGGCUGCGGGGGAAAUGAAGGAAAAACUGGGAAGGCUGGAAGGGGCAGUGGCAGUGUUGAUGAAGCAGAGUCAAGAACAGCAACGGCAUAGUCAAGAGCAACAGCGGCAUUAUCAAGAGCUGCAAAGACAGCACGAGUCACAACACUCGGGCGUUACGGCGAUGAUCAGAUCAGUUGGUAUGAAUGCGGCAUGGACUACGCGGGUCGAAGAACAAUCCGCAAUGGUGGGGAAUCUGGAACAGACCUUGUCUGUCGAUUGGACAAGGGAAGAUGCCAUGUUGGAUCUUGCUGAUCUACCAGUCGAACCGGCGAGAGAUGAAGAGAAGGAGGUGGUUGCGCAUUCCAUGGCAGCUGGUCUAGUUCAGAUCGACCAGGGGCAUCCCUCUGCAUCUUUCCUAAAACAUCUCACCCAACCAACCCACGUCCCGGCCAUCUCCCCUCGCGAAAUCGACCCCAAUCAACCCCCAUACGCCCAAGAUCUUUCGCAACCCAUGACUGGCGCCCAUCUGUCCACGUUCGGUCGCUAUAGUCACGACGGUCUUGAACAAAUCGAUGACUCGGAUCAAGAUGGCGAAUAUGAGAUCGAGCCCGCCGAGUCAUUGUUCGAAGAAUCCCCUCCACCACGGCCACCCCCGCGAAACCCUUUUCCUCCGAGAUCACUCAAUCACAAGGCUGCACCCCAUGCAAUGAGCUCCUUGGACUCGUUAUUCGACGAGUCACCUGGAAAGCACAACAGACCACAGUCAAAGGUCAAAACCAAGACAAGUCCGGUCAAGAAGCCGAAGGAGAAGGAUAGGGUGCGAGGGACAUGGGACAAUUCUCGGGAUAUGAGUGCAGUCUCUCGGGUGGCCUCGCGGACCGACUUUGAACCAGCUGGUACCAUCACAACGCUCAACAAUACUCCAUCAGAUACUACUCUUCCUGGAAGCCACGAAAGCCGUUUAUUCUUUUCCGGGGAAGAAUUCGACGAGAGCCAUGGCCUGCAAGACUCUUUCGACGAUGCUUCUUCCUAUGACUCUGCAUACUCGCCGGGCGGUAAAAAGAAAAAGACGUCCAAACUUCCAAAAACCAGUAUCAAGAAAGAGGUCAAAUUCAAGGCAGACGUGUUGUCUGAGCCGCCCGAGCUGCCUCCGGGAGUUACUCUACCGGCCAGCGAUGGCUCGAAGAGGUCAAAGGGAAAGUGGCCGAACAAGAAGCCGUUCAGCAUUGUCGGUACGAUGCAAGAGAUUGUUUGCGAUUGGUGUCAUGGACGCUGCCACUGGGCUUGCGCCGGUCUUUCCGAACACGUCGACAUGUCUAAACGCGAUUGGUUCUGUGCAGACUGCAAACAUUUGCAAAAGGUCAAAGGUGUGACCAGAAAAGAAUAUGUAGAUAGGUCUCAGGAAGAACGUUGUAUCAGGUUCAACUGUAUUCUUCUGGACGAUAUCCCGGAAGAGGCGUACCAAGAAGAAGUGUUUGUCGUUCAACGCCUCAUUGGCAGACGGACUGUCCGCAAAUUCUCUGCCUUUUCCCACGCAAACUCCUCUGUCGAGACCGAAUGGCUCGUCUUUUGGGACGGCUACGAGUUGAAUGAUUGUUCGUGGGAAGUGCGAGACAACCUGGCUCCGCACGACAAGAAGCUUAUAGCGGACUUUGACGCGGUGGCUGGCCAAGAGAUUGGGGUAGAAGCGAAUGAGAAGAGCAGUCUGGUGUUGCUAGAAGAGGCCAAGACUGUAUGGAGCACGGAGACGGGGGAUGCGAUAGAAGAAAUGUAG
Molecule: messenger RNA, 2634 nt
Organism: Cryptococcus wingfieldii CBS 7118
Lineage: Eukaryota; Fungi; Basidiomycota; Tremellomycetes; Tremellales; Cryptococcaceae
Exons: 4
Coding region: 1-2634 (877 amino acids)
Source: RefSeq, a predicted model, not a curated record